CAAGUGACGACUGCAAAACCAGAACCUCCUAAAGCCCUGGGUCCAUCCAGCAGCAGGGAAGGUGGAAAAGAAUUCUCCUUUUCCUUUACCUGCUCUGAAAAUUUCCCAACAACCAACUGGGAGCAACCCAGCACAGAGAUCUGGGCACACCAGUGCCACCAGAUGCAGCUGUAAGGAAGUUUUUGGGGUGUUUUUUUUUUUCCUGAAACUGGAAAGCUCUUCAGAGGAAGAUGGAGAACCCACUUCUGUUGCUCCCUCAGCUGAACAUCUCUGCUUCAAAGGAGAAAUCCUACUACAAAGUGAUGAAAUCCACACUGAAGGAAGAGCCCCACAAAGCCAGCAAACCUGGAGCCAAACAGAAGAGGAACAGGCUGAGCCUCCUUCUGCAGAAACCUGACUUCCAGGCAGGUGAUCAUCUUGGGAAAGCUGGAAAUCUGAGAAAAGCAGCAAGCAGUGUGUCUCCUGAAGAAGCAGUGAAAUGGGGAGAAUCUUUUGACAUCCUGCUUUCUGAGAAAGCUGGGUUGGAUGCCUUUACCAAGUUCCUGAAAUCUGAGUUCAGUGAGGAGAACAUCGAGUUCUGGGUUGCCUGUGAGGACUACAAGAAAAGCAAAACUCCACAUGAAUUUUUGCCAAAAGCCAAGGCCAUUUAUGAGACAUUCAUACAGAAGGAUGCUCCUAAAGAGGUGAACUUGGACUUUCCAACCAAAGAGGUGACAAGUCAGAAUAUUGCCCAGCCUCUCAUCACCACCUUUGAUGCAGCCCAAACCACAGUCUACAGGCUGAUGGAGCAGGACAGCUACCCACGGUUCCUGAAAUCUGACACCUACUUAAAUCUGGUGAAAGGGAGAAACCCCAACCCUCCCACCCUCAGGAGAAGAUCCCGUUCUUUCACUGUCAAUGAUUUCCAGGGUGUAAAACCUGAUUUUACUGCUUGGUAACAGGGAAACUCAGCCCUCCUCCAUCCUUGCUAUUGCAGCAACUUCUGUGUGGUUUAAAAUCCAAGUCCUUGGUGGGUUUAAAUGAGGGGAAAGCAAAGUUAGAUGCAUUUACACCGGGUCAGAACUCUGUAGCCAGUGAUUAAUUUCAUUUAUUAUAGAGAAACAGGCAACACAUUGACAAGAUGUAACCCAGUGUUCAUGCAGUAUUAUUAUUUUAAACUUAAGCAAGAGCCAUAAUUCUCCAAAGAUUUGAGAUUCCUGCAUAAAAAUGUGUAAAAAGCCAUUUUUACACCAAGCAUCCUGGGGCUGGAUUAUUUAGGACAGAGCUGUAUCACGGUUAGAAUCCACACACCUGGGCUUUGCACUUUUCUAGAUUCCUGCAAUAUUUCCUACAGGAAGAUUUCCCAAUAUUUACAAUAUUUCCUACCCUUCUACAGAGUAUUUGAGGUAUUUUCUCAGACUGCAAAUCACACAGGAACAUUAUUAGGUGUAGUGUAAAAUUGCACAGCAGCCACUGCACAAUUAAAAUGUAGCUACUGCCUAUUUUAAGGAACACAAGAACACCUAUUUAAUUUUUAGGGUAUAUUUUUGUACUGUUUUCUUACUGCAUGUGUGUUUUCUCUGUAUUUAAGCUAUGCUGUAUAUAUGAGCUCUGCCUUCAAAUACUUGUAUUCUCAUUUUUUUGCAGCAAAAGAGGGCCAAGGAUAGUAUUUUAACACCAUGUGUGUCAUUAAAUAUCAGGUCAUGAGCAUUUAUGUGUAUAUAUAUAUAUAUAUAUAAUAUUUCCAUUUUAAUUUGUAGACAUUCAUGCCAUAUCAACUUUGUUACUACACUUUCUUCUGAAUAUUUCCUACCUUUUCUUUUGAAAAAGCAUCUGAAAAUUACCAGGUUUUGGGCUCAGGGAGAAUUAACCUUCAGUUCUACUUUUCAUUAAUAUACUCUCCAUGUUUCUAGAGGAGGAAAGAAAAAUCUCCCUUUUUAUUUCUUUACCCCUGAAGUCACACAUUCCCUUUAGCCAGCACAUGCAGUUAUCCUCUCCUUUUCUUUCUGAAUUGGGGCAGACUUAAACCAGGGGACAGUUCUUAAAAUGCUGCAGGAUUUAUUUGUCACUAGGACUUGAUAUUCAGUUGCUUUGCAUGGAAUUUAUGUUUUCUCCUUUUCUUCCCUUAGUCCAAGUGAAGAGGGUGGGACAUCAUAUUCCCUGGUAAAUCAGAGCAUUUCUAAACAGCUUUAGCUGAAGGUGUCCAAUUUUUAAUAAAUCUGAAGUGAUCUACUUAUAAAAUUGUCAGGAUUCCAUUUAUCAAUAGUACAUUGAUGAGUGAAUAUUCACACUUCACU
Molecule: messenger RNA, 2276 nt
Organism: Calypte anna (Anna's hummingbird)
Lineage: Eukaryota; Metazoa; Chordata; Aves; Apodiformes; Trochilidae
Product: regulator of G protein signaling 18
Exons: 5
Coding region: 231-938 (235 amino acids)
Source: RefSeq, a predicted model, not a curated record